Hydractinia symbiolongicarpus is the source of this 471-nucleotide messenger RNA. RefSeq names its product trafficking protein particle complex subunit 6b-like. Gene Ontology annotation, biological process: endoplasmic reticulum to Golgi vesicle-mediated transport; regulation of GTPase activity. The record is from RefSeq and is a predicted model, not a curated record. Gene Ontology annotation, cellular component: cis-Golgi network; TRAPP complex; trans-Golgi network. The transcript has a single exon. Lineage: Eukaryota; Metazoa; Cnidaria; Hydrozoa; Anthoathecata; Hydractiniidae. The coding region runs from base 1 to 471 and encodes 156 amino acids.
AUGAUCGAUGCAGAAACAUUAUUUGACUUGCUUCAAAUGGAAGUUGUUAAUUUUACACAUAGCAUGAAAGGUGUAAACAGACAUGAGGCGAAUACAAAAUUGGAAAAAAUGGGUUUUCGUGUUGGACAGAGUCUUAUUGAAAGAUUUACGAAAGACUCUCAAAGAUUUAAAGAUGAAUUAGACUUAAUGAAGUUUAUUUGUAAAGAUUUUUGGGGCAUGUUAUUCAUGAAACAGAUUGACAAUUUGCGAACAAAUCACCAGGGUGUUUACGUUUUAAACGAUAAUUGUUUUAAAUUGUUAAGUAAGCUACCAGUCAACCGACAGUACAUUCUAGAAGGAGAGAAAUAUGUGGCGUUUCCUUGUGGUCUGAUCAGGGGCGCUUUGGCUGGAUUGGGUGUGACAUCAUUUGUCACUGCUAUUGUCAAUGAAAUGCCUGCUGUCAAAUUUCAAGUUGAAAUACAACGAUCGUGA